CUUCAAUACGUUCAUUGUUGCCACAUUAAAAAUCUGAACUAAGGACGUAAAGCGCUUAGCGAAGUAACUUUGUAGUCGUACAUACCUGUAACGUUAGCCAGCACAACGACCCGUCCUAACCUCGAACCUCCAAAUCUUUACCUUUCCUCAUAUCGCCCAAAAGUCCAAAAGGAUUCACCGUUAUUUUCCACCACACGUCGACGUUGUUGUUGCCGGAUGCUUCUUCUUACGUUUUGAUGAAUCGCAUGGUAUGUUGUCCAAAUUUCUUUUUCUUUUAUCGCGCACAAAUCAGAUUUCGACUCAGCUUUUCGCCCCGGUGUACCCGUAAAAACAUCAAUCAGCAAUCAGCUUUACCCGUCUCGUCUUCCUUCAGCUUUGCCAUCCCCUUAAACUAACCAAUUUUUAUUCUUAUCUGGGCCACAGACAACAAUAUCAAUCUAUCCCUUCCUUUCGCCAGUACGUCUGAAUAUUUUCGAUCGCUUUUUUCCGACCGUGGGCAUAUUCUGUACGUGAGGUGAUUCGAGUCGCGUGCAUGAUCAACAGAAGGGGUCCGCUAAACCCCCCGACUCGACUCCUUCACCCUCCGCUUCCUCAUCCACACACUUCUAUUCCAUCUCGCAAUCUUCUGCCAUAGUCUUCCUCAUGACGGCUGUCGCGAGCCCGCCAACUUUUACUCAGCAUAAUCGGCCGGCAUGGAGUAUUAACGGCGGACACGCCGGUCAGAUCAAUCCCAUGAAUCCCGACGAGUUGAAUCGAAUGUUUAUGCCCCGAAAGAAUUUGCAGCGGAAUAAUUCGUCAUCCUCUAUUUCCUCCACAUCAUCAGUCUCUUCGACCUCGACUCUCGCCACCACCGGCUCCCAAACUAAUGGAAACUCGUUGCCAACUUCAGGUGAUAUGGGCGCAUGGAGUAAUGGUGCCGGAACUCGAAAACGCCCCCAACCAAAGGCCCCUUGGCCGUCUCCUAAACCAGACGCCCAGUCAGAUUUUGUGAGGAUGUCCGCCGGGCGUCCGCAGUUAGUUGCUGGCAUUAACGGUUCAGCACCCAUGCAUUCGCCUUCGCCGGUAUUACCCUCUCAGGGCCUUAUCGGAGCGCAACAGGCCAUGCCGAGACCUAUCACCGAUUCCAUGCCCGCUGGGAACCAGCCCGUACUUUAUCUUUUGUCGCUAAACGGAACCUUCGAGCGCAAGACAAUUUCUGUGCCCUUCUCCCCUGAGACCCUUAGGAUCGGUCGUCAGACGAAUGCCAAAACAGUUCCCACGCCGGUGAAUGGCUUUUUCGAUUCCAAGGUUCUCUCGCGUCAACAUGCGGAAAUUUGGGCUGAUCGCCAGGGAAAGAUCUGGAUUCGCGAUGUCAAGUCCUCAAACGGUACUUUUGUCAAUGGCACGCGACUAUCGCAGGAGAAUCGGGAAUCCGAACCGCACGAGUUGCAGACUUCGGACCAUUUAGAGUUGGGUAUCGAUAUUGUGAGCGAGGAUCAAAAGACGGUCGUUCACCACAAGGUGGCAGCAAAGGUUGAGCAUGCGGGUUUCCUAAACCCUUCGAAUAGUCUGCUUGAUAUGAACUUUGGCGAUCUUGAUCCUGCUAAUGGCUCGAUGAUGAUGAUGGGACAGCAAGGCGGUGUUCCUGUUCGACCACGAAAUGGGAGUCAAGCGUCUAUGGCGAGCAAUGGACGGAUUGUUCAGAACGGGGGCAUGAUGGGAUCACAGACAAACGUCAUGAGUCAUCAGCGAGGUCUCUUCUUUUCGCCGAUCAGCACCGAGCAGAUCGUAAAGCGACUUCAGCAUGAAAUGCGAACACAGCGGCUUCAGUCGCAAGACCUAGGCCGAACAAACCAAUUUCUCCAGGGGCUCCUAAGUAAAGACGACAUUAAAGAUAGCGAAAAACCUGAAUCGAUUGAGCAACCAAAAUCUCAAAUAAUUAAUGGCAAUGGGAUCAAUGGUAACGGAAUAUCGUUCAGAUCGGACAACAAAACUAGGUUCUCUGAUCCGCCUGCACCUCCGCCACAGCAGCCAUUACCUGAAAAGCCAGAUGUUCCGUCCCUAAAACGGGGCAUCACCGAACGCCCUAAACAAUCUAACAACCAGAAUAUGUCACCAAUCCGCCAAGACGGCAACACAAGCCAAAUCCUACAGUUGACGGAGGCUUUAAACAGUGCGAAGCGAGAGAUAGAAUCUCAGAGUUCCCGUAUGCGGGACCUCGAGGAAACUCUACAGAAAGAACGCCAGGCUCGGGAACUUGCCGAAGAGUUGGCCAGGAGACUAGAGGAAUCUGCCGCAGCGAAAACGAACGGUGUUCCCAUAAAGCCAGAAACCCAGGAGACUGCUCUUGAAGCAGCUUUUGAGCCACCUGUAGAUGAAACAUCGACACCGACUACCAACGGCACGACAGGCGAAAAUAUGAAGGCAGCACCUCAGGCAGAGGCUAUUGAAGCUUCCGCAACACACCUACAUGCUCAGAUCGAAUCGAUGGUGUUGGAAAUGAAAGAUCUACGACAUCAGCUAGAAACCUUCAAACAGCGAGCGGAGACGGCUGAAGCAGAGAGAGAUGCGGACCGCAAGAGCCUUGCUGAAAUGGCGUUGCAAAUCAGAAGAGACGCUGAAGCCAGAGAAACCGUCGCAAGAGAGAAGGCUCUAAUAGAUUCCCGAGCUAUCGAGGAUUCCGAGAAACCGAAUACGACGUCGAAGAAAUCGCCCACCGCAGUUAGAAAGUCCUCUACGGACUCGGCGCCGGACCAAGCAAGCCCUGGUGAACUUACUGACCAGCCAACGCUUUCGAGAGCCAAUACAAUAACACCACAAUCAGCGGCACCUGGCCUUCUAUCACAGAACCAGGCACUGACAGACAGCAUACCUUAUGCGUCCAUGAUGGGGGUGGUCAUUAUCGGUAUGGGCUUGAUGGCCUAUAUUAAUGGCUGGCAACCACAACCAAGACUUGAACGAUAGGCCGACUAUGCGCCAUGGAUCCGUAGAGAACUGCACCUUAGUGUCACUAUCAGGAUUGGCAAGAUAAUACGACUCACCCUCUACACCUCAACGAAUCCCAAUUCCCUUUGUACCUACUCUAUAAUAAGUUCUUUUGACGACAUAUCUUUAGAUAUUCGUCCUCUUGUAACAUGGCAUUGGUUUCGGAACAGGCGUUGGGGUAGCGGCAAGCGGUUACGUCAAGAAAGUCAAGAGUCUAUGGGAUCUUGCUUCUGAUUUUUCUUCUUCUUUCUUUCCUGUGUCUACGGUACAAAGCAUCAGGCGAUUAUUACGUGGUCGACCCCUUGGCCUCCCAAAGUUUUUAAGGGUUCAUUUGUGAUAGGAUAGGGGGGAAAACGAAAUAUGUCUAUUCGAGAUUGCCCUAUUACAACAUAGCGGCUAGCAAAAAAUGCAGUCUUUGCGCAUUUCGAAACUGUAAACUUGUUUCUACUAUUAGGUAACCGGGUCCAGUGAAAGUAAAGAAACGGGAGGUAAUGGGGGGGCAUAUCAUCACCAUAAAACCCCCCCUUUAGAGGUAGCAUAUGCGGCUUGUAUAUUGUAUGGACAAUGAAAUACUUUUUUUAUCCCA
Molecule: messenger RNA, 3550 nt
Organism: Annulohypoxylon truncatum
Lineage: Eukaryota; Fungi; Ascomycota; Sordariomycetes; Xylariales; Hypoxylaceae
Exons: 2
Coding region: 643-2943 (766 amino acids)
Cellular component (GO): cytoplasm
Molecular function (GO): protein binding
Source: RefSeq, a predicted model, not a curated record